Molecule: messenger RNA, 2211 nt
Organism: Cordyceps fumosorosea ARSEF 2679
Lineage: Eukaryota; Fungi; Ascomycota; Sordariomycetes; Hypocreales; Cordycipitaceae
Product: protein kinase (Lkh1)
Exons: 4
Coding region: 1-2211 (736 amino acids)
Biological process (GO): protein phosphorylation
Cellular component (GO): nucleus
Molecular function (GO): ATP binding; protein kinase activity
Source: RefSeq, a predicted model, not a curated record
AUGUCGACGCCUGCGACAGCUGUGGUGGCCGCGGCCACGCUCCCUCACUACCACUUAUCGCGCCAUUACCACUCACCCUACGCCGCCCAUCAUCAACAACCUCAUCAACAACAACAACAACAAUAUCCUACCUCUCCUGGCCAUCGUCCUGCUGCUCUCGUCGACGCAGCCCCCUCAUCCUCCGCCACCAACACGACCUCCCAUAUACGUCCCGCCUACCCUCUCCCCAGUCCUCUUCUCCAUCCGCGUCGCCACAACUACAACCACAACCCCCAAGAACACGCUCCCGCCCCGACUGAUGAUGCCCUGUUAAACAGUCAUCCGCCACCACCUCCCCCCCAUGGUUACCUCGAACUGCACGGCUACACGACCGCCGCCCCUCCAUGUCAGAACGAUACUUUCGCCUCGUCAGCAGUGUCUACUUCCACCGCCACCUCCCUGACAUUGGCUAUGGAUCAACACCCCUCCCGCAAGCGUCGCCGCUCCAAAGAACCUGACUGGGACAAUUUCUACCGCAACGGCCUCCCCAAGGAAGUCAUUGUCAUCCACGACACUCCCGAGCCAGAGGCGAACCAGGGCCGCAAACUCACCCACAGCCAUGUUACCAGCAGCCACAUUGUCGCUCCAGACGGCGCUGCUCUCCGUCAACAAACCACACUGCAAUCACAGCCUACCAAACGCCGCCGCCGAGACAACGUGAACCCGCCCGUCCACUACCACGUCCAGCCCGUGGCCGAAUCCCAUGCGACAACUCCAAACUACAAUAUUACGCCCAGUGCCUCGACCUUGUCAAGCGACGGCCAUCCCUCUACCGCCCACACCACUGCUGCUACUUCGUUGUCUUCCAAUGGCCAGCCCGACGCCGCCACUGCCCCGCUCAAGCGGAAACGCACCCGCCAGCAAGCCGCCAUUGAAGCCAAACGACGUGAUAUUCAAGGACUCGGUCAUCCCUUUGAGGCCUAUGUACCGCCGCCAUUCCCGCCAAGGAAAUCUGGCGACGUAUACGUUCGAGUCGUCCACGAUACCCAGUCCAAGGGUGCCAGGGUUGAUGACGAUGACGGUCACUACCUUGUUGUACCAGAUGCAGAUCUUACCGACAAGUAUAAGAUCAAGUGCCUUCUUGGCCAAGGUACUUUUGGUAAGGUCGUUCAAGCCCGCGACCGCCGCCGCAACGAAGCUGUCGCUGUCAAGAUUAUUCGCUCGGUCCAGAAGUAUCGUGACGCUUCCCGCAUUGAGCUCCGCGUCUUUGCCACUCUGAAAGCAAACGAUCCCACCAACAGAAAUCGUUGCGUCCACUUACGAGACUGCUUUGACUAUCGUGGUCACAUCUGCAUCGUCAUGGAUCUGCUGGGUCAAAGCAUCUUUGAUUUUCUCAAAGCCAACCACUUCGUGCCCUUUCCCAACAGCCAGAUUCAAAAGUUUGCUCGUCAACUACUUACCAGCGUUGCUUUCCUUCAUGACCUCAAUCUAAUACACACUGAUCUCAAGCCCGAAAACAUUUUACUAUAUGACAACUCUUAUCAAACUUUUACAUAUCACAGGAAGAUUCCGUCUGCUUCGACAACGAUUAAUCGACAAGCCACACAAAGGCGAGUCUUGCUCGAUACCGAAAUUCGACUAAUCGACUUUGGGUCUGCCACCUUUGAGGACGAGUACCACUCAUCUGUCGUUUCCACCCGCCAUUAUCGCGCACCCGAAAUUAUUCUCGGCCUCGGCUGGUCCUUUCCCUGUGACAUCUGGAGCAUCGGAUGCAUCCUUGUCGAAUUCUUCACAGGCGAUGCCCUCUUCCAAACGCACGACAACUUGGAACACCUUGCCAUGAUGGAAAUGGUUCUUGGACAACGGAUAGAUGCUCAUCUGGUGCAAGCCGUCAACAGAAUAUCCAGCAGGACAGGCGGCAACCCUGCUUCCAAAUACUUCAAACGGCUCCGGCUCGAUUACCCGACUCCAGAGACCUCGCGAAGCUCAAAGCGCUUUGUUAGAGCCAUGAAGAAUCUUGAUAACAUAAUUCCAAAGAAUACGACGUUCUUCAAGAACUUCCACGAUUUGCUGCGGAAAAUGUUUAUCUAUGAUCCUUCACAGCGCAUCACGGCUCGCGAGGCAUUAAACCAUCCCUGGUUCAAAGAGAUGGCGCCACCCGACGACGGAACGGAAGCCGCCAAAAUUCGAAUGGAAAAGCGGCGAAUUGGCCAAGACGCCCAGAAGGCCUAG